Anolis carolinensis (green anole) is the source of this 3178-nucleotide messenger RNA. It is a transcript of the gene insm1, whose product is annotated as INSM transcriptional repressor 1. Gene Ontology annotation, biological process: negative regulation of transcription by RNA polymerase II; regulation of cell cycle process; neuron differentiation. The record is from RefSeq and is a predicted model, not a curated record. The transcript has a single exon. Bases 202 to 1353 code for a protein of 383 amino acids. Gene Ontology annotation, cellular component: transcription repressor complex; nucleus. Gene Ontology annotation, molecular function: RNA polymerase II cis-regulatory region sequence-specific DNA binding; DNA-binding transcription repressor activity, RNA polymerase II-specific. Lineage: Eukaryota; Metazoa; Chordata; Lepidosauria; Squamata; Anolidae.
AGCGGGAGGCGCGAACAAUGCUGCCCUCCCCCCUUAAAAAGAAGGGCGCGAGGCUCAACGGCUUCGGGGGGGAGGAGGGUCGACGCCGCGAGGAGGCGGAGGCGCGUGGCCGCCUGAAGAAGAAGGAAAGGCCGGCCGAGGAGGCUGCUGAGAGGGUGAAGCGGGCGAAGCGGGCGCUUGGCCUCCUCCCGCCGCCCGAGGAUGCCUAGGGGCUUCCUGGUGAAGAGGAGCCGCAGACCGACGCCCAUCUCGUACCGGGCGCGCUGCUGCUACGCCGCCGAGGAAGGGGCCGAGGCGCGGGGAGGGGGAGCGGCCCUGCCUCUGCCGCUGCCUCUGCCGCCGCCGCCCUCGCCGCCUUUCCCCGGCUUCGGCACCCCGCCCUCGGCGCCUCUCUGCAGCCCCGCGCGGGCCGUCAGCGAGGAGCGCCGCCUCCCCGUGGGCUCCCCGCUCUCCGCGGAGUCCUUCCCGGCGCCGCUCCUGGCCCACGGCGCGGAGAUCCAGCUCUGGGCCGCCCUCUCGCCCCCUCCGCAGCCUCCGCAGCCUCCUCCGCAGCCUCCCGCUCCGGCCAAGCGCCCGCAGGCCCGGAAAGCCAAGACGGCGCGGAAGCUGCACUUCGAGGACGAGGUGACCACGUCGCCGGUGCUGGGGCUGCGCAUCAAGGAGGGCACCCCGGAGCACUCGCUCUCCUCCUCCUCGUCCUCGUCGUCCUCGGGGCCUCGUUCCCAACCGCUGGGGGAGUUCAUCUGCCAGCUGUGCAAGGAGCGCUACCUGGACCCGCUCUCCCUGGCGCAGCACAAGUGCUCGCGCAUCGUCCGCGUCGAGUACCGCUGCCCCGAGUGCGACAAGCUCUUCAGCUGCCCGGCCAACCUCGCCUCGCACCGCCGGUGGCACAAGCCCAGGCCGCCGCCAGCCCCAGCCGUGAAGGCCAAGGCGCCCGCCUCCGCCGCCAACGCCGCCCGAGAGGAGCCCCCCAAAGGCGGCAUGAGCGAGGGAGACCACCCGGCCUCGGAGGAGGAAGGCGAGGAGAAGCGCUUCCGACGGCAGAAACACCCCGAGGAGGAGGAGGAGCCCGUGGCGGCAGAGGAGGAUCUCCCCGCGGAUGCCGAAGAGGCCCCUCCGCAGCACCAACCGCCGCAGCAGUUCCCUUGUCCCGCCUGCGGAGAGGCCUUCCCGACCAAAGGUGGGCAGGAGCGGCACUUGCGCCUCCUCCACGCCGCCCAGGCCUUCCCCUGCAAGUACUGCCCGGCCACCUUCUACAGCUCCCCGGGCCUCACGAGGCACAUCAACAAGUGCCACCCCUCCGAGAACAGGCAGGUCAUCCUCCUGCAGGUGCCUCUCCGCCCGGCCUGCUAGGAAGAGAGGAAGCCAGGGAGCAAAAAGGGCCCUCCCCGAGAAGGAAGGAAGGAAGGAAGGGAGCAAGUAAGCCAAAGGGCCCCUCUCUCCCUCCGCCUCGGCUCAAAGAUCCCCCUCUCUCGCAAUCACAUUUGGAUGCCUUUACUCACUCUCCCUUCUUCACAGGCUGAGAACUGAACCCUGCCCCCCUUUUGAUUAGCUUUAUUAUGGCUUGUGAAGCGCUGGAAUCUGGCUUUACCUUCUUCUCCUCCUCCUCUCCCUUUCCCCCUAUUUUCUUUUUGUAUGUGAGCGGAAUCGAAAUCGAUAUAACUUCGGUUAGUCUAGCCACAAAUGCCUUGACUUGAUUGUUGUUGGUUCUCCAGAUGUAAAACAAACAAAAAAGAGAUGUUGUAGAACAGGCGUAGGCUGACUUGGGGCCCCCAGGUGUUUUGGACUUUAACUCCCACCAUUCCUAACAGCCUCAGGCCCUUUCCUUUCCACGUUUUCCCCUGGCCUACCCUGUUCAUCCUUGUUGCCCAUUACAACGUGGAUGCCCUCGCCAGUAGGGAUACGGCUGGCCCUCCCUCGGCACAGAGAUCUUCUCUUCAUAGAAUCAUAGAUUAAGCAACAUGGUGGGCUGGAUUUGGCCCACUGGCCUUGAAUCAUAGAUAGAAUCACAGAAUCAUAGAAUUGGAAGAGGCCUCACGGGCCACCCAGUCCAACCCCCUGCCAAGAAGCAGGAAAAUCACGUUCAAAGCAACCCUGACAGAUGGCCAUCCAGCCUCUUCGGUGACAUGAUCCCUGCCAUCCAGGGUGAAUAGCUUGCUAGUCUACCAUAUGUGCGUAUUUCACAGGGACCAUGAUGGAGAAGGAGCCCCCCCCCACCCGACCAAAAGGUUGGCGGUAGCGGGGUGAGCUCCCGCUGUUAACUGCGAACUUAGCAGUUCGAAAACAUGGAAAUGUGAGUAGAUCAAUAGGUACCACUUUGCUGGGAAGGCAACAGCACUCCAUGCAGUCAUGUCAGCCACAUGACCUCAGAGGAGUCUAUGGACAACGCUGGCACUUUGACUUAGAAAUGGAUAUGAGCACCAACCCUCAGAGUUGGACACGACUAGACUUAAUGUCAGAGGGAAACCUUUACCUUUACCAUGAUGGAGAAGUAAAGGUUGCUUACCUGUAACUGUUUUUUCUCCAAAAACACAAGGGGCCUGAGGCUGUUAGGAAUUGUGAGUUGAAAUCCAAAGCACCUAAAGGGCCCAAGUCGGCCUGUACCUGUUGUAGAAGCUGCCUUAAUAAUAAUGAUGACAUGCCAAUCUUGUUAUUUUUGUUUUGUUUUUGGUGUUCCUUUUUUGAAGUAGGCGCUCUGUGUAUAUGUUGAUUUAUGCGUAAUUGUUAUUUAUUGGUUUAUUUAUUAUUAAUUAAUUGAUUCAUGGGUGUCUAUAUCUCUAUAUCUCCUUUUUGACGUGCUUGGCCUUUCUCUCCGCACCUCCUCCAAUGCCUUUCUCCUGCCAUUUCACUGUGCUUUUUUAAAAAAGGCUGCAAUGCUAUACUUUACUCCACUUGUUGGGACUCUUAUCUGCCAUUGCAGCCGGCCUUUUUUGUUUGAAAACAAAAAGAGAUCUGUCGAAAAGGGUUUAACUUUUAUACCUAGAAUAAAACCUACAACAUACAGACCCUUUUCUCUUCUUGCUUCGAGGCUCUCAAACAGCUCGGCUUUACUUUUAGAUGCAAUCUCUUUUCUACACACAUUAUUUUCUUAACUGUUAGCUAUUUAUAGAAUGCUUCAAUAGAACUGUUUUAACUGUAUAACUAUUUACUAUUCAAAUAAACAUAUUUUCAAAUUCAA